ACAUCUCUCCCUAAGCAGGUCACUUUAUGCUGUAUUUAUACACAUAGUGAUAUGAAAUUGUGAUUUUUUAUUUUUCAUGUUUUGACCGGAUGUUUCUCCUUUUUUCCCCCCACACGACAUUAACAAUAUAAACGACGCUCUCUCUCUCUCUCUCCCAUCCAUCGUCUACACAAUCUCGAAGUGAAACUGCAGAUUCUCGGUCAUCUGUGUGUGAUCUGACAGCUGUCUGACCCACCAACAUGUAGUCACCAGAGUGCUGUCAGCAGAGCUCCAUCCACAUACCAUCUCUCUGAGCAACGACUCUCAUCCUCCGGUCCACUCGCAACAUAAAUACCUCGUCCUCCUCUUCACCAUGCUGCAGAUCGGAGAUGAGGUGAUGUAUUUCUCGGCGGUGUUUCUGCUGGUGCUGUUAGGGACGAGGAGCGCUACGGGAGCUUCUCUCCUCACGGCAUUUCUCUACGUCUUCAUGGUGAUGUUCCGGUUCCCUCCGGUGCCAGCGGAGCAGGCCAGCCGCGUCCUGCGGCCCAGGGCUCCUUCAGGCGGCGUCCCGAUGGUGGCGCACCGCGGAGGAAGCCACGACGCUCCGGAGAACACACUGGCAGCGAUCAGAGAGGCCAGCAGGAACGGGGCAACAGGAGUGGAGCUGGACCUGAGUUUCACGGCCGAGGGCGUGCCGGUACUGAUGCAUGAUGAGACUGUUGACCGCACCACCAACGGCUCUGGACCAGUUAGCAAACUGCAAAUUGUCCAACUAAGGAGAUUAGAUGCUGCUGCUCAUCACAGGCUAAAGGACAGGUUCAGUGGAGAGAGGGUGCCAACUCUGCAGGAGGCUGUGGAGGAAUGCAUCAGACACCAGCUGACCAUCUUCUUUGAUGUCAAAGGUCAACCUGAUAAGGCUGCAUCAGUGCUUCACGAGAUGUACAAGAAGUUCCCUGUCCUUUACAAUUCCAGUAUUGUUUCCUCCUUUGAGCCCAAAGUUAUCUACAAGAUGCGUCAGACUGACCCCAAUGUGGUCACGGCCCUGACCCACCGCCCCUGGAGACUGAGCCGCUUUGGUGACGGCACUCCUCGGACCCUGUCAACGUGGGGUCAGCUCUGGACGGGGGUUCUCGACGUGUUGUUGGACUGGGCGCACCACCACAUCCUGUGGAAACUUUGUGGGGUCUCUGCCAUCCUCAUGCAGAAAGACUUUGUCUCACUGGACUAUGUUCAGUACUGGGCGGAGCGAGGUGUGGAGGUGGUGGGCUGGACCGUUAACACCGCUGUGGAGAAAGACUUCUACCAAAACCUGCUGAGGAUCGGCUACAUCACUGACAGUUUGCUGGAAGACUGUGAUCCUCACUACUGAAUGGUCUCUCUCUCUCUCUCUCUCUCUCUUACACACACACACACAUAUAUAUAUAUGGCACUUUAAGACAUACAGGGUGAUCAAAAACUUUGAAAAAAUUUAAUGUUUCACAGCUUCCCAGUGAACAAAGUAUAAGAUGGAAAUUCUUUGUAUUAGCCAAAAAAAAAGAGAAAGAAAAAAAAUACCCAUUCCAUUAUAACAUUUCUCAGUUUCUUCUCUUUUUAAAGAAAAUAAAACACUGAAAUAUUUACAGUAGAUAAAGUUUAAUUUAAGGAGGAAGGAAGCUGGAAAUUUGGUGCUAAUGAGCUCUGUAGUGGCAAUCAAACAUCCCAAGCUUUAUAGAAACAUAUACAUGAUUUACAGUAGAGGUAGGAGCACCUGUAGCUGGCAUACAGGUAAUUUUCCCUUUAAAUCAACAGGUACAUUAGACCAUGAAGGCUAAACUGUCCUUAUCCUACUACCAUCAGCAAUACUUCCAACUCUCCUGGACCAGGGAUUAGGAUUACGCUACCUUAAAGAUCUUUUCUACCUUGUGUGCUGAUCUUUCAGAGGCUUUGUUGCAUCAGUGUAAACAGAUCUUGACAUCAUACAAAUGCCUGCUAUCAUGGUAUUUAUUUAAUAAGGAACUCUGUAGGAUCUCUUGUGAUUAUCCUACAACCUAACGUGCAUGAUUGUUUGAUUGUUCAGAAACUUGCCUCUGGUCAUUAUGCGCCACAGAAACUUUGCUGCAAGACAUUAAAACCUUGAAUGAUUCAGCUGUAGGAUGAUGAUAAUGUAAUGUGAUCCAAAGACUUUCAUCCUCGAGAGAAAUGUUCUGUUGAGUUCUGCCACACAGGUGUAACUUGUUUGAUACACGGAUUGUGACUCACCACUGGAGGAGAAGAACUCGCUUUGCAAACAGGGCUGUAGACAGGAUUUUAAAAAAACAACACACACUCUUGGAUCCAGUUUCCUCCAGGUCCAUCCCACCUGAAAAAGAAAUGUUUGACUCACCCACUGGAAAUCUCUGCACGCCUCUGUAAAAUUACAUUUCUUUCAUGCAACACUCAUUCAUUCAAGAUUUCAGUUAUAUUUCCUGUAAAUCUUAUCACUCCACAUAAAGAUCCCAAAUGCUGCUUUGAAUGUUUUCUCCAUGCUGCUUUAGGGGAGAAAUAUUAUUAUUCCAUUUUUUUAGAAUUCAACUUUAACUUCAUUGUUUUGCCUGAAUACCCUCACAUUUAAGGCAACUGACAGUAAAGAUGAUCAGAAUCAGCCUUAAAAAGCACACUGUGUGCAAUUUAUCUGUAACUGCAGAAUGUAAACUCCCAGAAAGUCCCAGGAAAAAAAAAAACGAACAGAGGACGUGGCAUAGGUGUGCUCAGUUGUAUCUUACGUCCUGUUUAUGAUAAAACCAAAGUUAUUGAAUGAGUUCCUUCAGGGCAAAAGGUUUAACAAACUCAUCUUGGUGACAGCUUCUUGGUAACAACUUGUUCUUCUGAGGAAAAAAACAACAACACUUCUCUUGCAUUUCCUCUUUUUUUCAUUUCCUGUGGUGUCAUCAAAACAUUUCAUCUUUCUUAUUUGGCUGAUGGUAAAACUUGAGAAUGUAAAAAAACCAGUUUGCAAAACUGAUAAAACUUCAUAAUGUCUUUUAAGUGACAACCCAAAGGUAAUAAAUUUGUAAAAAGUA
Messenger RNA from Lates calcarifer (barramundi perch), 3017 nucleotides. Its product is annotated as glycerophosphodiester phosphodiesterase 1. The transcript has 6 exons. Gene Ontology annotation, biological process: lipid metabolic process. The record is from RefSeq and is a predicted model, not a curated record. Gene Ontology annotation, molecular function: phosphoric diester hydrolase activity. NCBI's taxonomy places the organism in Eukaryota, Metazoa, Chordata, Actinopteri, Centropomidae. Bases 353 to 1348 code for a protein of 331 amino acids.